Molecule: messenger RNA, 1130 nt
Organism: Selaginella moellendorffii
Lineage: Eukaryota; Viridiplantae; Streptophyta; Lycopodiopsida; Selaginellales; Selaginellaceae
Product: pentatricopeptide repeat-containing protein At2g34400-like
Exons: 2
Coding region: 35-1039 (334 amino acids)
Biological process (GO): RNA modification
Cellular component (GO): intracellular membrane-bounded organelle
Molecular function (GO): protein binding; RNA binding
Source: RefSeq, a predicted model, not a curated record
UAAAAUAUUUUUUUUAAAUGUGUUCCACCAUUCUAUGGCAUUGUUUCCAGCCACCGGUGGCAUUUUGGAGCUAGAGCAGGCAGUGCAGGAUCUUGAGCAGCACCAGCGCGAUGCAAAUCCUUCCACAUACGCGCUUAUGCUGGAUUGGUGCGUCAGGUUGGGUGCUCUGGAAGCGGGCAAACGAAUCCAUCGCCAUUCCGUGGAGUGUGGAAUGGGCAAGAACAGGUUUGUGGAAAAUCUCCUCAUCAACAUGUAUGGGAAGUGUGGUGCUCUGGAGGAGGCCCGGAAAAUUCUUGACGGGAUGGAGGAUUCUAAUGUUUUCUCCUGGACAAUCAUGCUCGCAGCUUAUGCCCAGAAUGGGUAUCUCGACGAUGGUCUUGAGUGCUUUUGCAAGAUGGAGCUUGAGGGGGUGAGAGCCAACCGUGUGACAAUCAUCAGCGCACUGGGUUGUUGCAAGAGCUUCUCUCGAGGGCAGUGGUUUCAUUCUCGGAUCAAACAGGAGGGAUUUUUUCCGGAUGACGUGAUGAUCCAGAAUGCUCUCGUCAGUCUCUACGGCCGAUGCUGCGAGGUGGAUCAAGCGAGAUCUGUCUUUGAUGAGAUUUGUAACAAAGAUUUGGUGUCCUGGACUGCCAUGAUCUCGGCUUUCGUCCAGAACGGGCAUCCGGAUCGUGCGAUGGUGUGCUUUUGGAGCAUGCAAGCUGAUGGGGUCAGGCCUUGCCGUGUGACUUUUAUCACCAUUCUCGAGGCUGUGAUGGAGACGAGGGAUGCGAGAGUUUGCGAGGAAAUCCACCUCCAGAUCAUCGAGACCGGAUUAGAGAAAGACGACAAGCUCCUCAACUUGCUCGUAAGAUCUUAUGGAAAGUGUGGGGACAUGGAAAAGAUGAAAGAAAGUUUUGAAAAGCUGGACGAAAAAAACGUUGUCUCGUGGUCCGGAACGAUAGCAGCGUUUUCUCAGAACGGAUACUUCUGGGAGGCGAUCAGGCAGCUCCAGAAAAUGGAUCUGGAAGGAGUCGAGGCGAACGAGGAUCGAAGUUCAUAAUCACAAUCACCGAUCGCGUUCUAGGAAAUGGUUUCCAUCAUCAUCCGGUGGUGGCGACUGCGCUUGUCAACUUGUUUGGCAAGUUGGGAAG